This is a messenger RNA of Acanthosepion pharaonis, 1953 nucleotides long. The record is from the annotation of a GenBank genome assembly. Lineage: Eukaryota; Metazoa; Mollusca; Cephalopoda; Sepiida; Sepiidae.
AUGCUAUCCAUUCUCUCUCCUUUCACUCUUGUUCUAUUCUCAUUCCCUUUCUCUUUUUUCACUCUAUUUCCCUUUCUUCCUUUCUCCCUCCCUCUUUCUUCCUUUCUCCCUCCCCCUUUCUCCUUCUUCUCCCUCCCCCUUUCUCCUUCUUCUCCCCUCCCCUUUCUCCUUCUUCUCUCUCCCCUUUCUUCUUCUUCUCUCUCUUCCGCUUUCUUCUUCUUCUUCUCUCUCUUCCCCUUUCUUCUUCUUCUCUCUCUUCCCCUUUCUUCUUCUUCUCUCUCUUCCCCUUUCUUCUUCUUCUCUCUCUUCCCCUUUCUUCUUCUUCUCUCUCUUCCCCUUUCUUCUUCUUCUUCUCUCUCUUCCCCUUUCUUCUUCUUCUUCUCUCUCUUCCCCCUUUCUUCUUCUUCUUCUCUCUUCCCUUUCUUCUUCUCUCUUUCCCCUUUCUUCUUCUUCUUCUCUCUCUUCCCCUUUCUUCUUCUUCUUCUCUCUCUUCCCCUUUCUUCUUCUUCUUCUCUCUCUUCCCCUUUCUUCUUCUUCUUCUCUCUCUUCCCCUUUCUUCUUCUUCUUCUCUCUCUUCCCCUUUCUUCUUCUUCUUCUCUCUCUCCCCUUUCUUCUUCUUCUUCUCUCUUUUCCCUUUCUUCUUCUUCUUCUUCUCUCUCUCCCCUUUCUUCUUCUUCUUCUCUCUUCCCCUUUCUUCUUCUUCUCUCUCUUCCCCUUUCUUCUUCUUCUCUCUCUUCCCUUUCUUCUUCUUCUCUCUCUUCCCCUUUCUUCUUCUUCUCUCUCUUCCCUUUCUUCUUCUUCUCUCUCUUCCCCUUUCUUCUUCUUCUUCUCUCUUCCCUUUCUUCUUCUUCUUCUCUCUCUUCCCCUUUCUUCUUCUUCUUCUCUCUUCCCCUCUUCUUCUUCUUCUCUCUCUUCCCCUUUCUUCUUCUUCUUCUCUCUCUUCCCCUUUCUUCUUCUUCUUCUCUCUCUUCCCCUUUCUUCUUCUUCUUCUCUCUCUCCCCCUUUCUUCUUCUUCUUCUCUCUCUUCCUUUCUUCUUCUUCUUCUCUCUCUUCCCUUUCUUCUUCUUCUUCUCUCUCUUCCCCUUUCUUCUUCUUCUUCUUCUCCCUCCACCUUUCUUCUUCUUCUUCUUCUCCCUCCACCUUUCUUCUUCUUCUCUCUCUCUCUCCACCUUUCUUCUUCUUCUCUCUCUCUCUCCACCUUUCUUCUUCUUCUCUCUCUCUCUCCACCUUUCUUCUUCUUCUCUCUCUCUCUCCACCUUUCUUCUUCUUCUUCUCUCUCUCUCCCCUUUCUUCUUCUUCUCUCUCUCCCCUUUCUUCUUCUUCUCUCUCUCUCCCCCCCUUUCUUCUUCUUCUCUCUCUCUCCCCCCCCCUUCUCUCUCUCUCUCUCCCCCUUUCUUCUUCUUCUCUCUCUCUCUCUCCCCCUUUCUUCUUCUUCUCUCUCUCUCCCCCUUUCUUCUUCUUCUCUCUCUCCCCCCUUUCUUCUUCUUCUCUCUCUCUCCCCUUUCUUCUUCUUCUCUCUCUCUCCACCUUUCUUCUUCUUCUCUCUCUCUCCCACCUUUCUUCUUCUUCUCUCUCUCCCACCUUUCUUCUUCUUCUCUCUCUCUCUCCACCUUUCUUCUUCUUCUCUCUCUCUCCAUCUUUCUUCUUCUUAUUCUCUGUUUCCUUUUUUCUUCCUCUCUCCCAUGCUCUCUUUUCACUUUCCAAUUUUUCUAUAUUAUUUUCUCAUGGACAUUUUUUUUCAAUUUCAAUUAUCUAUUCUUUCUCUUUUCAUCACUAUUUCUUUAUGAUCUUUCUAUUACUUUUCUUUCUUCUUUGACUCAUCCUACUUCUGUCUUUUUCUUCUUUCUUUCUUUUUUAUUAAUUUUUUUCUCUUUCUAUUAUUACCAUUCUUACUUUUUUGUCACCUUCUUCUUUUUCUUUCCCUUUUUCAAAACUUUUUGCCUUUCCUCCUAA